This is a messenger RNA of Micromonas commoda, 987 nucleotides long. RefSeq lists its product with no specific name. The transcript has a single exon. The record is from RefSeq and is a predicted model, not a curated record. NCBI's taxonomy places the organism in Eukaryota, Viridiplantae, Chlorophyta, Mamiellophyceae, Mamiellales, Mamiellaceae. The annotation marks the transcript as partial. Gene Ontology annotation, biological process: cellulose biosynthetic process; response to abscisic acid.
AAGGUGAUGAUCAGCACGACCACCGCAGAUUCCCCGGGUAAGAUCCUCGACUGGAUGAGGUACCACAGGCUGCUGGGGGUGGAACACUUCUUUCUCUUUGUUGAGGGCAAGGCGGCGCGGAAAAAGUCGGUGGAGCGGCUGGUCGCGUUCCCGGGCGUGACGGUGUGGGAACCCAGCGCGGAGCUGGACGAGUUACGGGGUAAGUCGCGGGCGUGGAAAGAGGACUGGCUCGGCAACUUCUUCGAGAAGCCGUGCAACAACGAGCUCUUCGUGCGACAGUCGCUCAACAUGGAAAUCGCAAUCGCUCAGGCGCUCGCCGAGGGACUGGACUGGCACGUGCACAUCGACGUGGACGAGCUGCUGUGGCCGGGCGGGGAGAAACACCUGAGCAUGAAGACUUUCCUCGGCGAGGUUCACCCGACGAUCGACAACGUCGUCUUCGCAAACUACGAAGCGUGCCCCGAGACGGACGCCGUGCGAGACCCGUUCCGCGAGGUGACGCUGUUUAAAAGAAAUUUCGAACACGUCGUCAAGCGAACGUACAUGCAGUUCUACAAAGCCGUGACGGGCGCCAACCCGAACUAUUUCCUAACGUACGCCAAUGGCAAGUCAGCUGCUCGGGUCGCGCCCGGGUUACGGUCCAACGGAGCCCACAGGUUUAGCAACUACGACAAGACGCCGACGGAGGCGUGGGCGGCGGAGGCGGCGGUGUUGCACUACACGUACACCACGUUCGACGACAUAAAAGCCAGGAAAGGCCGGUGCGAGUGCGAGAAGGAUGAGGAGAGUCUCAAGAAGUGCUUCAUCCUGGACUUUGACCGGGUGUUGUACGUUAAGUGGGACGAGAUGAACGAGGACGAGAUGCGCGACUUUUACAACAAACGGGUGGUAUGGCGCGAUCAAGGGUUGAAGAAACGGUUGCUGGCCAACGGGCUGUUCACUCGGAUCUACGCGCCGCAGAUCAUCAUGGAUGGGAUACGGAGGACG